Messenger RNA from Myotis lucifugus (little brown bat), 2528 nucleotides. RefSeq names its product glutaredoxin and cysteine rich domain containing 2 (gene GRXCR2). Lineage: Eukaryota; Metazoa; Chordata; Mammalia; Chiroptera; Vespertilionidae. Gene Ontology annotation, cellular component: stereocilium base; microvillus; stereocilium shaft. The coding region runs from base 567 to 1313 and encodes 248 amino acids. The transcript is spliced from 5 exons. Gene Ontology annotation, biological process: sensory perception of sound. The record is from RefSeq and is a predicted model, not a curated record.
CCUGUUUGAGGGAGAGAGGGAGAGAGGAGAAAUGUGAGUGCUCAGAGAGAGAGAGAGAUUCCACCUACAUGGAGGCAGUGUCUCACCAGGCAGUUUGCGAGCACUUUGUGCCAGCACCCAAGUUUCAGUGACUCAUUCUGAUUCAGUGCUGGCAGGUACAAGACCGACUCCUGCUGCUGGAGGAUCCGAGGGAGCAUUCAGCUCAGCGACAACUUACUCACUGCCUCCCAUGUGCAAGGCGAGAGCAUGGAGACAACACUGGCCUAGGAAGUGGCACCCCCAUGCCCUCUCCCAGCCAGGCUCGAAGGGGGUCCUGUACCCCUCCAGACGGGCAGUCUCAGCUGUCAUUCAGAGCGCCCUCAGAAUGCAGUGUGUGUGGAGCUGCUACUAUCUCCCCGUCCUCCCUCCCCGAGGUUUAAGUUUAUCAUCUGCAGCACAUGCAGUUCUGGUGUCAGCAGAGGGGACUGAAGGAGGCCCCAACAGCCCAGGAGCAAUUAGCAACCAGAUAGCUCCGAGUUCCACUGGCUGCACUGAGGCCUGGAAACCACAGAGGGACGUGCCUGCUGAUGGAGGACCCUGAGAAGAAGCUGAACCAGAAGAGUGACGGCAAACCCCGGAAAGUACGAUUCAAAAUCUCUUCCUCCUACAGUGGCCGAGUGUUGAAGCAGGUCUUCGAAGAUGGGCAGGAAUUAGAAUCGCCAAAGGAGGAAUACCCUCACAGUUUUCUCCAAGAGUCCCUGGAACCCAUGGAUGGUGUUUAUGGGUCUGGGGAAGCCCCCAAGCCCCGAUCCUACUCCCCUAAGCUGACUGCUCAAAGGAUCAGCGUGUUCAGAGAGGGCAAUGCCUAUACGUUGGCGGGCAGCCAGCCUUUCUUCAACGAUUACAAGACAAAUGACCAUAAGUCCCCACCCAUUAUAGAUUUUGGAAAGAUAAUCAUCUACACGAAUAACCUGAAAAUCAUUCGAACCCCAAUGGACAAGAGAGACUUCAUGAGGAAAAUUCUCCAGAAGGAAGGGGAGAUCGAGGAAGAGUCUCUGAUGAGCAAAGAGGAAAUCUAUGGAGACAGCGACCAGAAUGACGGGCCUUUGGCGGAGACGGAAAGCACGUUCCCGCACAACCAGUACCCCCAGGAAGGGGAGCUUCCAGAUGACAACUGUUUUCACUGCCGAGGCUCGGGCAGUGCCACCUGCUCUCUGUGCCACGGCAGCAAGUUCUCCAUGCUGGCCAACAGGUUUAAGGAGUCCUAUCGGGCCCUGCGAUGCCCUGCCUGCAACGAGAAUGGCCUGCAGCCCUGCCAGAUUUGCAAUCAAUAGCCCGCGGCUUUGAAUGUCUGCCUUUAUCGCAUCCUCUCUAACGUUAUUUCUAAUAAACUGCCCCCACCCUCCCUCUCCCAGCGAGGAAGCCACAGUGGCUGCGCUGGCUUCCACCGCUGGCAAAACACAACCACCCUCAGCUACUUGAUGACAUUUCACGAGGCUGAUAACAUCUCCAUGUGGGUCUAAGUGGCAGAGGCAUUUUCGAAUUAGAGUCGGCUUUGAAACUGGUUCUAAAAUUAUCCUUCCAGGAAUGUGUACGUGCAUCUCCCUUGACUUAGCUCAGUUUCCUCCUUGCGCUAGCGAACCAAUAAAGGUCCCUUCCAGGCAGCAGGGUGAAGUCAUUUUCUGGCUGGGAGUGAUUUUGCAAACUUUUGCAGCGAGAAGGGAAUGAAAAAGGCAGGUGUCUGAGGGACUGAAUUCCUGUUGCUUAGAAUGCAUUUCAAAGCGUCAUUGGUCAAAUUGAAAUUUUAAUUAAGCAGCAGAAGGGAGGGAUGCCCAAUGUCCCAGGGCACUUAGCAGGCCACUGAAAACAAAACAGCAGGUACGUGCUUCGUGCUGAAGAUAGGCUGGCCGAGGAGGCAUUUCUUUCAAAGCCCCAGUCCCUCCUGUGUGAUGGGCGGGGGUGACUCCCAUGCAGGUGACAGCAGUGCUCCUUAGGACAAGAUGAGACCAGACAUGUCUGUGUGCCUCCAAACUACUGAGGAUAGAAGCCAAGUCAAAGCUUUCCGUGAUAAAUUUGGUGCUUUAGUACUUGUGUGUGAUAUCACUUCUUCCAGCCUCUGAAUUAUUCCCAAAUAAAUCUAUUUUAAGUGUAAGAUACAGCCACGAUCUCCUCGUAGAAGACUCUGGAUGUUCUCUAGGCAUCUACUGGAAACCUGGAAAAGAAAAGCCAACCAAGGCCGAUUUUUAGCAAUGAUCUUUCUGCUGUCUGUGAAUACACGUACAAAGGGUCAAUCUUUCCUCUUAAAGUUGGUAUAAAAUUAGAAAAAUGCUUUUGUUAAUGGACUUUGUAGCCCAGUCCCCUUGAAAUAACACUGUAAAAUGUUAUCUAUUGAGAUGCGUUGCUUUUCUAUGAUAAUUAUUUGGAUUUUCAUAACAAUUUUUUUCAGGAUUUGUUUGUUAGCCUGUGAUAUCCAGCUAUUAAAACCCACCAGUGGAACAGUACUUGUCAGGCACUAUAAUAACACUUCUAAUAAAAAGAUUAAAAUAUUC